Molecule: messenger RNA, 4844 nt
Organism: Lepisosteus oculatus (spotted gar)
Lineage: Eukaryota; Metazoa; Chordata; Actinopteri; Semionotiformes; Lepisosteidae
Gene: lpin2
Product: lipin 2
Biological process (GO): positive regulation of transcription by RNA polymerase II; triglyceride biosynthetic process; cellular response to insulin stimulus
Cellular component (GO): endoplasmic reticulum membrane; cytosol; nucleus
Molecular function (GO): transcription coactivator activity; phosphatidate phosphatase activity
Source: RefSeq, a predicted model, not a curated record
GUAAUCACGUGAGUGAGUUGCUCGCCGGGUCACAUGGCUGAGAGUCAUUUAGCUCCUCGCUUGCACAGUCAGGGAGGCAGUGCUGGAAAGUGCAAAUCAUUAAAAGAUCAACAGUCCAUAUUCGGGGCGCACUACGAUGCCGUGUUUAUUUUAUUUUCGCUGAACGUGGUGAAUCUCUAAGCGGUUAAUGGAAGGACGACUCAGCCCAUUACACGAUAAGGAAUAUAAUACAUCGCAUCACACAUCCCUUCUCGAUACAGAGUGUCCUCACCGAGGUCAUUGAGCAUUCCCUGGUGUUAAGGGUUACCUGGACUAAUCCAGCUGACCUUAUCUGAGCCACAGGAAACAGCCUGCUCAACCUGAAGGAGAGAUUGAAACCAUGAACUACGUGGGUCAGCUGGCUGGCCAGGUGCUGGUGACGGUUAAGGAGCUGUACAAAGGGAUCAACCAAGCCACGCUGUCCGGCUGCAUCGAUGUGAUCGUGGUGAGGCAGCAAGACGGCACCUACCAGUGCUCUCCAUUCCAUGUGCGCUUUGGCAAGCUGGGUGUGCUGCGCUCUAAAGAGAAAGUGAUUGACAUUGAGAUUAAUGGUGAGCCUGUGGACCUGCACAUGAAGCUGGGAGACAAUGGAGAGGCUUUCUUUGUACAAGAAACCGGCGAAGAAAAUGAGGUGGUUCCGGCUCACCUAGCAACCUCGCCGAUCCCCACCGAGGAGCAGGUGUUCUGGAACCUGGAGAACCACCUGGCGAGUUCCGGAAAGGAGGACCGCCUGCAGUCCUCGGAGAACACCAUGAAGAGCAUGGACCCAGACAGCCCAAUGCUCAACACAGGCUCCGUGAAAAAGAAGAAACGCAGGAGGAAAAAGCACAAAACUGAUGUCAGGAAAGAGGAGCAGAGUCCGGCUCCUGGAAGUGAAGAGGUUUUUGAAAUGGAUCGCAGUUCUGAUGAAGAACAGCUGUCUCACAGUUCAAGAUCUUCCUUCACCCCUGCAAAGGAAGUGGAGUACAAUCAGCCUUUGAUCCUCCACAUUGAUAACUAUCCUUUGUCUGAUGGAGAUUGGUCUCUUUCUGACAGUCGAACCAUGUCCCAGAUCUCCUCUCCAAAGAGUGACUCUGAACUGGUGGUUAAGCCCUCAGAGAGCCUGUUAAGAGCUGAGUCUCACAUGCAGUGGACAUGGGGAGAGUUUCCUGAAUCUACAAGGGUCAGCAAGAAGGACAAGUCUGAUCUCCCAAAGACGGUGACCAUCACCCCAUCAGAAAACACACAUUUCCGUGUUAUCCUAAGCUCUGAUGCUUUGAACGCAGAGGGAGAAGCCCAGGGAGCUGUGGUGGAUUCUGUUUGCUCUAUAGUAAAGCCGGAACCCAGAAACCCUGUCACUCCAUUGACGCCCAGCAGUACUGACUCAGUGCAAGAGCCCUGUCCAGACCUGCCUGUGAGAGGGGAUCAGGCUGGAGACCUGGCAGAUGGCAUCACUGAAAUUAAGACCUUCUCGAAAACUGACUCCCCUUCUAAAAAGAAAGGUGUUCGGAAGAGGAGUCAACACCAGGGGCCUGAUGAUAUCUACCUAGAUGACCUGAAUGUGUUGGAGCCUGAUGUUGCGGCACGCUACUUUCCGAAAAGUGAGUCUGACCCCGGUCCCAAGCACUGGCUGGAGUCUGACAUUCGCUCUGGCUCUCAGUCCCCUCAGUCUGUUGGGAGCAUGGCUGCUGACAGCGGCACCGAGUGCCUCUCUGACUCUGCCAUCGACCUCCCUGACGUCACCCUGUCCCUCUGCGGAGGGCUGAGUGAAAACUCGGAGAUCUCGAAAGAAAAAUUCCUGGAACACCUUAUUACAUAUCAUGAAUUUGCUGAAAACCCUGGAAUUAUAGACAACCCCAAUCUGGUUAUAAGAAUUGCUAAUAGGUAUUACAACUGGACUUUGGCUGCCCCUAUGAUACUUAGUCUGCAAGUUUUCCAGAAGAGCUUACCUAAGACCACAGAGGAAGCCUGGGUCAAAGAGAAGAUGCCAAAGAAGUCAGGAAGGUGGUGGUUUUGGCGAAAAAGGGCUGACAGCAGUGUCAAGCUGGAGGCCAAGCUGGAGUCCCAGGAGUCUCAGAGUGGAAGUUCUCCCUCUCUCACCCAGCAGGACCCCACCCUCAGGUCAAAGAGGGAGGACUCAUCGAGCGAUGAGGAGUCAAAGGAGAUCAACAAAGCUAACCUGCAGGAUAUUGGGCAGUCUGAAAGUCUCAACCAGUGCAGUACAACAUCUUACAAGAAGUCACUAAGACUGUCCUCUGAUCAGAUUGCAAGUCUGAAGCUGAAGGAAGGCCCGAAUGAUGUUAUGUUUAGCAUAACAACACAAUAUCAAGGUACAUGCCGCUGUGAAGGAACUAUUUAUCUCUGGAACUGGGAUGACAAAGUCAUCAUUUCUGACAUUGAUGGGACAAUCACGAAGUCUGAUGCUCUUGGGCAAAUUCUCCCCCAGCUUGGUAAAGACUGGACACACCAAGGGAUUGCUAAACUGUAUCACUCAGUACACGAGAACGGCUACAAGUUUUUGUACUGUUCGGCUCGAGCGAUUGGGAUGGCAGACAUGACCAGGGGAUACCUGCACUGGGUCAAUGACCGAGGCACAAUUCUCCCUCAAGGCCCUCUGAUGUUGUCUCCCAGCAGUCUCUUCUCUGCAUUUCACAGGGAAGUGAUUGAAAAAAAGCCAGAAAAGUUUAAGAUUGAAUGCCUUACUGAUAUCAAGAAUUUAUUCCAUCCAAACCAACAUCCUUUCUAUGCUGCCUUUGGAAACAGACCAAAUGAUGUGUUUGCCUACAAGCAGGUUGGUGUCCCAGUCUGUAGAAUAUUUACAGUCAAUCCAAAAGGGGAACUAAUACAAGAGCAAACCAAAGGAAACAAGUCCUCGUACAGCAGGCUAAGCGAGCUGGUAGAGCAUGUUUUCCCACUGCUAAACAAAGAGCAGAGCUCAGCGUUCAGCUCGCCGGAGUUCAGCUCUUUCUGUUUCUGGAGACAGCCCAUUGCGGAGAUCAACGAGGAGGACCUGGCGUGACUCACUCAAUGAGUCUCACCGACGCUUGUGCCCGCAGCGUGUGGAAGUUCCACCCGGGCGGUGGAGGCACUACACAGGACGAACAGACCAACUCGCUCAGUGUUUCUCUGUCCAUAAGGAUUGAACCCUGUUUCUUCAAUAGCCUAGACAGCCAUGAUGAUUCUUCCAAAAGGAAUAAACAUUUUUUUACUCGGUCGUCUUGCAAAUCAUUAAUUAGCACUGAAGCUAAUAAAGUUAGGAGUUUAUAAAGGACACUCUUAUGUCACUCGUUUUUAAUAGACGAGAGUGUGGAUUGUGACAUGAAGUUUAUUUUUUGUAAAAAAAUCAUGAGAUUUCAUUGUUAGGGGACGAUUUUGCACUGGAUUGAAACCUGUUGUAAUAUUUUCGCUUUGGUUUGUGUUCUGACAAAAACAUCAAAUGUUUUAAAAGUUUUUUCUCAUGAAAUGUUGUAUAAUAAUACAGUAAUUUGAAUGUAGCAGAUAAAAAAAUAGGAUUUGCUUUGUUCAUCUUAAUAAAUAAUAUUAAGUUUAUUCUUUAAUGCACAAUAGAGCAACUUUCCUCUGUUCUUGCUAUUUCCCUUCAAUAGGUUGCAUAUUGUUUUCCACAGUGCAAGAUUAAAAUCCCUGAUAGGUAUUCUAAAGACAUCUAUGGUAAUUAUCUCAUAGAACAGUGGCAGCUCCUGCUUUGUUAUUUUAAUUGACAGCAAAUAUCUCAUUUACAAUUAUUUGUUAUUAUUCAGAAAUUAAUUUGAAGGGAUGUUAUUUGUCUUGCUGAACUAUUGUAUGCAGUGCAUUUCAACAUUUUUCUUUUUAUGUAUGGGAAUGCAGCAGCCUUACUUUACUUUUCACUUGACUCAGUUUUUUGCACAUAAAAUUGCCGUUAUUGUAACUGGCCACUGUCAAGACUUAAAUAGGAUAUACACAUUCUGGAACCAUUCAAAGUAUUUUAAAGCUGACGGAGAGAGGGAAAAGAGAAAAUCAGUAAAUGAUUAAUGUUAGCGAUGACAUUGAUGUAUAACAGUUGUUUAAAGUUUUGCAAUUACUGCAUAUUUUCUUGUUCAUUUAGGAAACUUAAAUUUGGUAAACCUAAGUUUUUUUAUCUAUCACUGCCGGUAUCUUUACCUUUACACAGUAGUUUAAAUAUCCACGUGUAAGCAAGACAAGAAUUUUGACGUAUUUCUGUUUGAGACAAUAUGCUUAAUAUACAGUAUGAAGCACAAUCUUAUCCAUGACUGACAUGUUCCAAGAUUCCAUGCACUUUUAAAAUCAAGGUUAGAUACAGAGCAUUGCUGCCAGUGUGUAUUGUAUUUGUAACAUUUCCUAUCACUUGCAGUGUAGCAUCUUUCAUUCAGUAUUUUAUGAAAUUCAAAAGUAAAGAAAAUCUGUCUCAGCAUUUCAUAUUAACAAGUGAUGCCGUUCUUUCUAUGAAAGUAAUAUAUUUGUGUGAAGAAACACACGUCCUAAGAAUAAAAAUGGUAUUUAAACUAUAGAUAGAUAUUAAAAAACUGAUGGGACUACUGUGGUAGUUCAUAAAGUCAUAGAAUUUAAAUAUUUUUUCCUAAUCUUCAAUGCAUUUGUUUGAUCAAUGUUUCAGUCCUGAAGUAAAUAAUUUGGUUGGUUAUAUGAAUAUUUGUUUGCAUUCAGAACUUUGAUAUACCUUUAAAUACAUUACAACUUGAUUAUAUUGUACCACAUACACUUAAUUUAAAUGUACAGAAUUUAUUUGCAGUGUCUGCAGUACAUGGAUGAUGGUGUCUAAACAGUUUACAUGAAACAUUAAAAAAUUAUAAAUGAUUAAAAUUUCAAAA